UCCACUGCACCACCACAUCCCCCUCCUUUUGGGCAUCAUUUUCUUUCUUAUCCAUGAUGCAUGUAUGAUAUUUUUUUUGUUGAAAUGGAAGCCCCUGUACUGUAUGUAUUGCUACAAAGUGGUCAUCGUUUCGUAAUUGGUCAAUAUCGGGCUCUCUGAGGGCUGAGGCAUUCAUGGGUGUUGGUUUCCUGGCCUGUAUGGUGUUUCCUCUCAUGUAUUUCUGUUCGCAGUGAGUUGCCUCCGCUGGAGAGAAUGUUGAAAAGUGCGUCAGAGGCUCCGGGAUGUGUCCUCUAGCGGCAGUUCCAUGUCUUGCCAGGAUCAGUGAGAAGGAAACAUGGGGAAGUUGCAGAGUAAGAUCCGGCGUCGUUCCGACUUGUACAGGGCCACCAAGGGGGAAGCUUUGGAAUGUGGCCCUGUCACUCAAGUCAUUGAGUACGAUCCCGCCCACACCGAUGCCAUCAACUGCGUUACCACCUUGAACUCUGACCUCUGCGUCUCCGGGGGAAGUGACCAGGCUGUGGUCGUGUACGACUGGAGAGCUGGCAAGCUGGCCCAAGCUUUCCACGGUCACAACAGAGAAGUGACGAAGGUGAAGUGUAUCCCUGGCGGCACUCGGAUAUUAAGCGCAUCCAGAGAUAAGACUGUGCUGAUGUGGGACGUGAACCGUGGUGCUGAAGCCGUGCAGGAGUUCUGUGGGCACGAGCUGGUUGUCAAUGGACUUGCCAUUAGUCCAGAUGGUUUGCAGGUGUGCACAGGUUCCCGGGACAACUCCAUGUGCUUGUGGGACAUCGAGUCUGGGGAAUGCCUUCAGAGGAAGACCAUCUCGCGUAACCUGGUCACUCAUGUUUGUUGGGUACCAGGGACUCACUCUAUUGUCCAGACAUCCGAAGACAAAGCCAUCAGGGUUUGGGACAGUCGCACCUGGCAGGUCACCAACACCUUCCCUGCAAAGCAGUACAUUCAGACCUACUGCGACGUGAGCGCCAGCUCCAACUACCUCCUGUCUAGCAGCAAUGGCUUUGGAGGCCAGGGCUGCGAAGCCACGCUGUGGGACCUCAGGCAGCCAGGCUGUAAGGUGGUUGAAUAUCGGGGUCACCUGCAGACCACGGCCUGCUGCGUUUUCCUGCCUCCCUCACCUGGGGCUCAGCCUACGGUGGCCACCUCGUCUCAUGACGGUUCCGUCAAGAUCUGGGACCAGAACACCGCAGCUUGCUUGUGUACGCUGACUCUGGACGGCUCAGGACCACUGGUUUCGCUGGCCCCGUGUGAUGUCGACAGUCUGCUGUGUGCCAGCUUCAAAACGGGGAUGCAUGUGCUGAAUUUGGCCCACGGAGCUCAAGUAGAGCUCAAAGAGGUGGCUAGAUUCUGAAACGCUGCAAAAAAGCUUCAUCUGCAUCAGGGUAGGCCAAGAUUGCAGGAUGAACUCGCUGGGCAAUAAUCCUCCAACAGGUUUGGACUUGACCCGCAUGGGACUUCAGCAGUUGCUGCAAACGUGACCAGAGGCAACCACUGUGCUUUCAGUAUAGCUGUGCACUCGGUCCCUGUCGGCACCGCCAGGAAGUUCCGACCUCACGCUUUAGGCAAGAACAGCAAGAUCGCUCUGGACAAUGCAUGAGCUGCACUUGGGUGGUGCAGCGUCGACUAUGCAAAGCUGUUGUGCGAAGACACAUGAACAACAUCCAAAGAAACGAUUUAGAUUUUGCAGGGACUGGUGUGGGAGUUGUCCAUACAUGGAUGUGAUAAAGUAAAUAAACAAGGAAUGAAUUACUCACUCAGGGAUACCCCAAGAAGCUGUAUUCUGUCUGAGCAAAGUCAUCUUGUCAGUUAGCAGAGCACUAAUUGUCUGAGGUCAGUAUGAAAAUAACGAUUAAUAACGAUUGGCUUUUUACAGAAAAGAACUUGAAGAAAUCAUUUCAGCGGAUGCUUUCUGAAGCAGUUUUGCAUCGCCCCCUCUACUUGUGAAUUUGCAAAACUUCAGAUUCUGUACCUUUCUUGGGGGUGAAGCAGCACAACUCAGCCUAGGCUUUAUUUCAUAAGUGUAGAUGUUUAACCACCGUCCUAUGCGGUACGUCUGGAGUGAGGUUAAUUUUGAAAGUCCACAUACUGUUGUGAAUACCGCUGUAAGGCAGUUUUCAUGUUUCACACACAAUUUAUUAUGUAGCAAGUAAUGUGGUUUGUUUAUUCAUUUAGCAUCAGCUAAAGUAUGCAAG
Molecule: messenger RNA, 2210 nt
Organism: Scleropages formosus (Asian bonytongue)
Lineage: Eukaryota; Metazoa; Chordata; Actinopteri; Osteoglossiformes; Osteoglossidae
Gene: wdr31
Product: WD repeat domain 31
Exons: 9
Coding region: 335-1369 (344 amino acids)
Molecular function (GO): protein binding
Source: RefSeq, a predicted model, not a curated record